Messenger RNA from Setaria italica (foxtail millet), 2042 nucleotides. RefSeq names its product putative F-box/FBD/LRR-repeat protein At5g44950. NCBI's taxonomy places the organism in Eukaryota, Viridiplantae, Streptophyta, Magnoliopsida, Poales, Poaceae. The coding region runs from base 75 to 1634 and encodes 519 amino acids. The transcript has a single exon. The record is from RefSeq and is a predicted model, not a curated record. Gene Ontology annotation, molecular function: protein binding.
GUGAGAGCUCCGCUCCCGUCUUCCCUCCCGAAAGCCAAAACCCUAACCCUCGCCGCCCGCCGCCCGGCACCGCCAUGGACGACGCUGGCGAAGAAGGCGCCGGCUUCACCACGUACGCUCAAGUCGAGGAGUACUUCAACUCCCUGGCCCUGGACGGCCCGUCCGCGCAGGAGCGUAUCGACUGCAUCGUCCCCAUGCUCGUCUCCCUCCUCCCCCCGCCGUACGUCCCCGCCCCAGAGGUCGAGUCCGACUCCGACGACGAGCGAUUCUCCCUCACCUCCUCCGACUCCGAGGCCUCCGACGCCGGGGCGGAUCACUACGCGUUCGCGGCGGCGCCGGGCGACGGCGAGGACCGCAUCAGCCGCCUCCCGGACACGCUCCUCGCCGACAUCAUCCACCGCCUCCCCACCAAGGACGCCGGGCGCACCGCCGCGCUCUCCACGCACUGGCGCCGCGUGUGGGCCGGGACCCCGCUCCUCGUCGACGACGCCCACCUCCUCGGCGCCGGCGGGACCUCCGACGUCCCCGUCGUGCGCGCCCUCUCGCGCUGCGUGGCCGCGCACCCCGGCCCCGUCCGCGGCGUGCGCGUCACCCGCGUCUCCUUCUACGCGCACGAGUACGCGCUCCGGCGCCUGGUCGCGGACCUCGCCGGCAAGGACGUCCAGGACCUCAUCCUCUUCAACCGCCCGUGGCCGCUCGACAUGCCGCUCCCCGAUGACAUCCUCCGCUGCGCCUCCCUCGACCGCCUCUACCUCGGCGUGUGGCACUUCCCCAAGACGGCCGCAGCGCACCCGCCCGCGUUCCCUGACCUCCGCGAGCUCGGUCUCUUCCACAGCCUCGUCCCCAACCAAGAACUCGAGGCCCUGCUCGCCCACUGCCCCAAGCUGGAGGUCCUCUCCCUCGUCAUGUCGUACAACGAUCCGUCACGUCUCCGCCUCGCCUCUGACAGCCUCAAGAUCGCGGUGGACUGGAUGUCGUCCUUCAACGAGGUCGUCGUGGAAGACGCCCCAAGCCUCGAGCGCCUGCUCUUCGAGAGCAUUGGCAAUAGGAGGCCUGUCAAGAUUGUUGAUGCACCGAGGCUGGAGGUGCUCGGGGCACUCGACCUUGACCUCCACACGCUCGAGAUCGGUGGCACUGUCAUCAAGGCUGGGAUUAACGUGAGUGCUAGCAACAUGGUACCAAGCUUGAAGAUACUGGCUGUGAAGGUUCAGUUUGCCUGCAACAGGGAGGCCAAGAUGCUGCCGACUUUGCUCAAGUGCUUUCCUCGCCUGGAGACGCUUCACAUCAUGCCCGUUCCAUCCGAUUCACCAGACAGCGUACAUGACUUGAGGUUCUGGGAGCACCGGGGUCCUUGUGAGUGCCUGGAAUCGCAUCUGGAGACUGUCAUUGUCCAUGGGGUGUCCCUGUCGGAGGGUCAUGGGGUUGGGUUUAUCCGGUACAUCAUGAGAGAUGGCAAGGCACUCAAGACCGUGGCCUUUGUUUGCAGCGAUGAGAAGGUGAGGGGCUUCAGAGAGUCAGCUGAAGGUGGAAGUGGUGAAGUUGCUAUAUGUAUGGUCGCCCCACGCUGGAGCUUCCGAGCUGCCAUUGAUUCGUCACUGGACGACCCCUUCUAUGCGGUGUGGGCUCAGGCAUGAGGAUGCUGGUGCUGGUGUGUUACUAUCACACAUUUUAGAGAUGGAGUUUGCAGUGCUUAGGAUAUGGUGGUUGCAUUCUGGUUCUUGAGGAGUAUUGGUAUGGGGAGAAACUUGCACAUGAAGAUCUGUAAGCCAGUUUCACUAUUAGAAUCUGAUUUGUGUUUUUCUGGAGAGGAAUAGGAUUCUGGGUUAUGUUUGUACUUCUUUUCUGCAUGUUAUUUGGCCCCUCUAUUUUAGUCUGGUAAAGUACUCGGAUUUGCGGAAUCAGGCUGGAACUUCUACUUGUCAGUCUGUUUUGUCAUCUGUUUGUCUUCUGCAGCUGCAUGUUGUGGCUAUGUUAAGUACUCAGAUGCGUUUAAUCUAUCUGAAACUUCGACAUGUAAUCAUCAUCAGUCUGUUAAGUUUCCA